Messenger RNA from Cladocopium goreaui, 6723 nucleotides. The record is from the annotation of a GenBank genome assembly. Lineage: Eukaryota; Dinophyceae; Suessiales; Symbiodiniaceae.
AUGUCCGGAACAGAUGACUUUGAGCAGACCUAUGUUUCUGACAGUUCAUCUGGUUCCUCUACUUCCAGGACGAGACGUGGCUCUACAUCGCCCAGGCCCUUGCCGCCGCAUCAAUGGCAACAGAGCAUCUGGGACAUUUUGAUUUUGGAAGGAAGGCCUGACACGGAUAGCGACAAUGCUCCUGUCAUUUUUCUUUCUUCCUACUAUCUUGAUCAUGUUCGACAUCGGCAUCAUUACCAAGCACGACCGCUUCGGUUCUCGCUCGAUUUCAACAAUUGGGAGGAUGACAUCAGAUUCAUGUGGGAGGACCACAUCGACCCUGACCUCAGUAUUGAGGUGAGUUUGGUUCAGCCUCAACCUCCUGCAAUCAUCAAUGGGAACAUCUUUGGCACGCUGAUUGUUCACCAAAAUCCUCAUGAACCACAAGUUGCAUGUCUCAUUUCGGCAGUCAUCAUCUCUGACCCGAACACCAGGGUACAAGAGUCAGCCCACUCGGUCGGGCCUUUUCUGCCUCCUGAGCAAGCUCUUCAACUUGGUGGAGUCGAUGAACUAUGUGAUCUUCGAGAACAAGUAGGUUCCGAUGCAUGCUCUCUUCACAUUGGAUUCCGUCUUCUCCCACGUGAUCAACCAAUUCCAAUUCACGAUGGACUUGGCAUUACCAUUCGAGUUCCCUCACCUAUGAGCGUUGAGGAGGACGAGCACAACCUUGCUGUACGCAUUCACCAUCAACAUGCGCAACAACCUUUGCAUGGAUGGCGACGAGAAGGAGAUCAUCAAGAACAGCCUGAGACGAGACAUCCCACAGGUGAUACUGCUCCACCUGAGUACCCUGAAGAUGUGACCUCUUUCAUGGCAAGAUCGUUUUCCAGUUCAGCCUAUCGGCAAGGCAGUACAAGAGGGCCUUCCACAUCCUCGAGUUCUUCACGCACCAGCACUCUUGGCUUGGAUGAAACUCGAAGAGCCCUUGUUUUCUGCCUGGAUGGACGCAGUAUCAACAUCGAUGCACCUUGGGACGAUGCUGAUAGGCUUUGGCAUGUUUGCUCACAAGCCUUGGACAUUGCUGAAAGAGACAUCAUGCGUGUCCUUCAUGUUGACUACAGGCCAGAUGACAUUGCCCAAGAUGAGCUGGAAUGUCUUCUUUUGUUGAAACGACAAGAAGAACCACCUGUCAGCUUUCUCCGUUUGUGUCUUCAAGACGUGAACUAUGCAGCUGAUCGACGUGGGCCACGAACUUUGAUCUCUCGCAAAUCCACAUUGAUACCUCGUCGAAGCAACAGAGCCUCUAUCAUCAGGCUUGCGGGCUUUGAAGGGCACUGUUUUCAUGAGCCUUGGCGAUGCCAUGUGUGGAUCAAUGGCAAUCUUUUCUCCGAUGAGAUCGAGGUCAUUGAACUCAACAAUGGUGACUAUGUCCGCAUCGAUAUCCCCUCUCAUCCUGAAGAUCCUGAACAGCCUUGUGCAGCUACAUCUACUGCAUCGGAUGGCCAGCUUCAGGACUACAACAACACAUCAUUACAGACCCAUGCCUCUGAUUUUGAUGACAUGAGCUACAUGCAAAUUGGCAGUCUUCCAACGGGUCAGAAAUGCAAGCUCGACAACAACAGUGUGGUUGGUGGACCUGAGUUCGCCGUCCCUUUUGAAGCUCCUGAACCACAGGGUCGCCCUGAAAUACUUCUUGGCGAACAUAUUGAAUGCAUGGACGCACUGCAUCGUUUUUGGUGGCUUCAUUCCGCUGUUGAGAUCGAAGAGGAAGGCCGUGUCCUCUAUGUUUCUACGUGGUACACUGAUGGCACGAGAUGGCCUUCAUGCGAAGCUUCAAGACCUGUUCGCCUUCUGAACGACCCUGGAAUCUGGGCUGAUCGCCUUGCUGAAGCUUGGGAUGACAAAGUUGACCCUGAUUGCCCAUUGCAUUUGUAUCUCCUCACUCCACAACCGAGAUCCAAUUUGUGGUCUCCUAUUGGGACACCACAUGUGCUCAUUGUUCAGAACCCCCUUCCUGAUCAUCGCAGCGUUCACAUUGCUACGCUUGAUCCUCGCAAUGCUGCUUUGGAAAUUCCGAGUUGCAUUCGAACAGUUCCCGCAGCGUUGACGCGGAUUGACUUGCUCACAGCGGUGGAUCUUCAACACGCAUGUCUUCCUGGACAUGUUGAUUGCAUGAUCUGGUGGGGAGAACAUGAAUUUCGUGAUGGACAUGUUUUCCCUGUUCGACAUGGUUUUGCGUUUCUCAUCAUUCGCAAUCACAUUGCAGCUGCGGCCAGCUCCUCUCAACAUGUUCCUGUUCCACCUCUUGAAGAUGGAGCUGAUGAUGGGGAGGCGCUUGCACUUUUACAAACCAAGCGGAGUCUGAAGCGCAUUGAGCUUUCCCUUGACUCCUUGAUUGCAGAUGAAAACAGUCAGCAACACGAACAGAUUGUUCCCAUUCGCCUCAUUGCUGGAGCUGCCAUGCCCCCUCUGCCCACAUACCUUGAAUGUGAAUUCCCAGGCAAUGUGCUUCAAAUCAAAGCUGCACUGAAACACUGGGGACAUCAAUGUGAUGUGCAUCGCUUUGAUCAACAUGAAGUUGCUCUUUGUUUGCCACAAGGAUGGGUAGCAGAACCUUCUCACUGCCACUACAUGUUCAGCCACUCUGAUGUCACGGACACCUUGGGGGCUUUUCUUCACACUGCUGAGAACGUCAUGAGCGACAAUGACAUGAUGCGUUUUCUCUAUGGACUAGGCUAUUGGAGAGCUGUGAUCCUGUCGUGUGAAGAACUGAGUGGUGGCCUUCGACAUGUUGUCUUUGAGAAUGUGUCCGUGCAGCUCCCAGUGACUGAGAUCAAAACAAAAACUACACCGAGUUGGCCUCCUCCACUUACGACUUCUCCAUCCACGGGGUGCACCUUUGUUGCUCCUGAUAUUGUUGCUGAUGAUGACUGCGUGAUUCGAUAUGGCAUCUCUUUACAAGAUGUUCACGACUUCUUUCAAUCAGCUGAUGGCAUCCUGCAGCGUGAUCCUGCAGGUUAUGACUUUCCAUCGACCACGCAGGCAGCCUUACGCAUGAGUUCAUCAGUCAAUCUGGAUGAUUUCGACCGGAUUAUCAUCUACACUGACGGCUCUUCUCAUGCUCUGGACAAGCACAAGCCGGCAUUAUGGAAUGCAGAACAAGGCAGGGCCGACACCUGGGCUUUCACUGUCUUGGGUGAGUGCUACCAAGGUGUUGAAGGGCACACAAUUGAAGUCCUGGGUUGGCUUGCACAUGAAGUUCAUUAUGAAGUUGACAGUCCGCAUCAUCUGGGUGCUGAAUCAAUGGGAUCGGACAUUGCUGAACGCGAAGCUCUGACAUGGGCAGGAUUGUGGCGGUUGGCACACAAUGUUGCCACACCCACCCUAUUCAGAACGGAUUCACAAAUUUCAGCAUUGCAGGCCAGUGGAUGCAUUGGAUGCCACGACAAUGGGCCAUCUUUCCAAUGUUUUCGAGGAGUUUUCCAAGCGUUGGAAACCGCCUUGCCUGGAGACCUUCUCCAAAUUGAGCACAUCCCUGGCCAUACCCAAGAGCCUUUCAAUGACAUGGUGGACUGGUUGGCAAAGAAGGAAAGAGAGAAGAGUUUCUACUGCCAACGUCAGAAGAUCUCCCUGACUACCUGGCGUAGAAUCCUUCCGCAUUUCUGGACUUUCUUCAGUGUUGCUGAUGGCUUGCCGCCGAGAUGCACUGCAGGGCUCCAUGCUUAUGCACCCUUUCUGCCACCAGCUCUCAAGCCUUCCCAGUUUGAUGUGAAGACAAAUAACAAACCGAAACCUAUUUCACUGCAUUUGACCUUGAGUUUGUGCACUGCCAAUAUUGCUUCGAUGUACAAUGGACCUUGGGGCCAUGCAGGCAAAACUGAAUAUCUACGUCAGCAAUUUCUCUCCAUGCGUCUGCUCUUUCUGGGCAUUCAGGAGAGCCGCACUCCUGAAACUUUCAGCGCUGCGGAGAAGGUCCUGAGAAUUAGCUCUGGACAUGCACCUGGUGGCCUUUAUGGUGUCGAGCUUUGGGCGAAUUUCAAUGUUCCCUAUGGUCGUCUUGGUCAUCGAGAGCUUUUCUUCAAGCGCGCAGAUUUUCAGGUACUGCACAAGGACCCACGCACUUUGCUUGUCCGCGUUGAGACAGAAUUUGUUCACUUUGCUCUUCUUGUUGGCUAUGCUCCCCAGUCUGGACUUCCCAUUGCUGAACGGUGCGCCUGGUGGGACGCUCUACAACACAUUGCCUCCUUGAAAGCUCAAGAUGAACAACUUUUUGUUUUUCUCGAUGCCAACGCAGACCCUGGGCCAUGCGAUGACAAGCAUGUUCUGACUACUGGCUUCAAGCAGACUGCCAACACGGAAUUCUUGCGUACGCUUUGCAAGUUGGAGAGACGAAGAACCCUCAAGGAGCUCGAAUCUCGACGAAGAUUUGAACUCUUAUAUCUAUGUUUUUCUGCCUUUGUGAAUGCUUCUUCAGAGCAAGCCGGCCAUGCUUUUUGGAAGUAUGACACCUGGCUACUUUGUUGCAAGAUUCGAGUCUUUGGUGCUUUACACAAUGCAGCCAAGCUCCUGCGAGUUCAGCUCAAGGAGGCCAAGACGGCUCACUUGCAAACACUUUUUCAAGAGUUACCUCCGGAUGCCCCUGCGUCAAGGAUUCUGCAUGAAUUGAAGCAGGUGAUUGGAUCCACCAAUCUUCGCAAGGUGCAUCAGAAAGCCCUUCCCUUUAUUAGAAAUGAUCAAGGGCGGGUGUGUCGCAGCCCGACUGAAGCCUUGGACACAUGGGUACAGUUCUUCAUGCAGAUGGAGGGUGGCCAAAGACUUGCAUUAGAUCAACAGAGGCGGGAGUGGAUUGACAAUCUGACAUCCUUUCGAGUCCAUCAAGCCCGUGCAUUCUUACGAUCUCGUCGGCAACGUGGUCUCAACGUUGGCAUGGUGUUUUUGGACCUAUGUGAAGCUUUCUAUCGCAUUGUCAGAGAGCUGUCAAUUGGGGGACCUGCAUGCGAUGAAACCAUUGCCAACAUGGGUCAUCGACUUGGGAUGGGCACUGAUCUUUUGCAUGCCUUGUACCGACACCUUGAUGAUGACCAUGCACUUGCUCGUGCAGGUUUUUCUCAGCAGAUGCAGAUGAUGGUGCGGUCAUUGCAUGCAGACACGCAUUUUUCCCUUCAAGGACAAGAUGAUCGCUGCAAGACUCGUCUAGGGACUCGUCCUGGUGACAGCUGGGCUGAUAUCAUCUUUAGUUUCUUGUGGGCCCGUCUUCUACAUGACCUUGAGGAUGAAUUUCAAGCAGCAGGCCUCAUUGACAAUGUGCCGGCAGAGCUGGGGCUACGCAGUUCUUUGCUCCCAUGCACCACUGACGCUCCACCUUGUAUGACGACCAUUGGAUUUAUUGGUCCUACAUGGAUGGACGACAGUGUUUUCUGCUUUGCUGAUUCUCAUGCUGAUGCUUUGGAAAGGAAAGCCGCUCAUCUUUGCGGGCUGCUGCUCCAGAAGUGCCGAGAAUUCGCAAUGACGCCCAACCUCAAUCCCGGCAAAACAGCUGCAAUGUUAGUUUUCCAGGGACCGGGCUCCGUUGCUGCCAAAAAACGCAUUUUCGGACCCAGUGCCCCAAAGUUGCUGACCAUUCUCACAGAAUAUGAUGCGCAGCAAGUUCAGGUUGUUACAACCUAUACACAUCUGGGAUGCCUCUUGCACCACAAAGGUGAUAUGAGGCAAGAGGCCCGAAGGAGAUUCAGCAUCGCACAGACAGCCUUCCAGCAGCACCGUCGGUUGCUCUACCAGAACAAGCAGUUGUCUCUGCGCAGGCGUGCUGAGAUUUUCAGGACACUAAUCCUCAGCAAAUUUGUUUAUGGAUGUGAGUCGUGGACACUGGCUGAUGCUCGCACUCGCCAUUUUGUUCACACUUCCCUGAUCAAGCUCUACAAGCGGCUCAUCCAUCGAGCGCAUGACGUGCACAUGACUGAUGAUGAGAUCCUGAGAGCCACUGGUCUUCCUGAUCCAUCGACUCUUUUGCGCAUGCAGCGCUUGAGGCACUUUGGUGCUCUGUACGCUACUGCGGAUUCCGCUGCCUGGGGAGUUCUCAAUGCUGAUACAGAAUGGGUUUCCCUGAUUUGCAGACACCUUCUGCGUGCCGAGUUUUGUCGCCGUAGUCUUCAACGCAAGGGCAUUCAUGUGACACCUGUCCCAGGCAUUGGUUCGAUUUCCAAUGUUUCGUUGGAACGUGCACAUGACUGUGUUCUCCCUCCACUUCAAGCUGCAGGCCCUCUUCCUGCUCCCGGACGCAGAGCUGAGCAUGAUGAUUACGAUCUCACCCUCUUCGAGGAGCUCUACCUGCUCAUGUUGGACAUGCAGGGCGCGGAUGUGGGGUUGGAGAAGCUCAAGAAGUGCAUUCAGAGCCGAGCUAUCACAUGGGAGAAACUCAGAUUGACUCUGCAUGCAUUGCGUGACGAAGCGACCGUUGAUGAUGUGGCUGCUUUGGCUAUUUCGUCCGAAACAUUCCAUGCACUUCUACGCCGCCUAGCGGAUCCCUGCACAUGGCCUUUCUUGACACAUGACAUUGUCGCUCUGGAAGGACACUGGAAUCGAGAUGUACAUGAUUUGGCUGCGUACUGCUGCCGUGAGGCAGACACAGAGUUCCGAGGCGUCACUGGAUUCACCACGGGGGGAGCAGUGCCGCCACCCGGACACCAGGUGCACCUGAGCUCCAAGGAAAGCCCGUUUCGCCUGAUGUGUGGUGAGAUAUGGUGA